Molecule: messenger RNA, 730 nt
Organism: Aspergillus steynii IBT 23096
Lineage: Eukaryota; Fungi; Ascomycota; Eurotiomycetes; Eurotiales; Aspergillaceae
Product: heat shock 9/12 family protein
Exons: 3
Coding region: 325-597 (90 amino acids)
Source: RefSeq, a predicted model, not a curated record
UGCUUGCAUUCGACUUCGGCGUCAGCGGUGAUCGUAAUGAUGACGUGCGUUGUCUGGGGAAUGUUCCAUAGAUCAUGAACCCGGUGGGCGGUGCAUUUCCAGGCGGAUCAUGGAUGGCGCAACGGCCUUGGUCUAUCACUCGACGAUGACGACGUCAUGGAUUCCAGGUCUAUGAAUGGAAACGGGGAUGGACCAGAUAUAUAAACCCCCAGUUUCUUGCUCCAGCUUCUACUCUUCCCCAUCAUCUCAAUCAUCUCCAUCCACCUGAACAAACAUCUACUCUACUUCCAAUCUUCAAACCACUUCAUUUCAAUCACCAUCAAAAUGUCUGACACUGGUCGCAAGGAUUUCACUACCAAGGCCAAGGAGGAAUUGACUCCUGACUCCACCAAGUCCACCCAGGACAAGAUCAAGGAGGGUGUCACCGAUACUACCGACCGUUUCGCUCGUGGUGCUCAGACCGACGAGAGCAAGUCUGCCCCUCAGGAGGCCGCGGACAAGACCCAGCGUGCCCAUGACAACCAUGCUCACGGCGGCGCCACCUCUUCUAUUGGCGACAAGAUCAAGAAUGCUGUCGGCAUUGGCAGCGGCAACUAGUUUAGCAGCUGCCAAACGAACUUCGGGAUAUUAAUGGCGUUAAUCAUGGUCUUUCAUGAAUUAUGAUACCAGUUCUUUCCUGUGUACUACUAGGAUCGAUAAUAAUGUGACAUUGAUUUUCACACGAGAACCU